GUGCCCUUUGACCUCCCUGCUGGGAUUUUGAAACUCAAUCAACCAUAAACCUGCCAUGGUGUAAACAGCGUUUGUACGGGGCUAGCGAGGAGACAGAAAAACCGCCGAUCUUGCCCGGAUUUCAUGGCCGUGCUCCGGUCUCCACACAGCGGGCUGCCUCCGGGACCGUCCCGGGAGGACCUCGAGGAUGAACCGAGCCUCGAGGACAUCAUCUUCAGCCUGGGGCUGGAGCUGGGCGGCCCGGCGGUGGAUGGGGAGGGCAGCGGCGGGGAAACGUCCUCGACUAACGACUCCUUCCGACCGCAGAGACUCAGUAACUCCUUCGGACACGUCUUGUCGCCUCCACCAGUCUCUUCUGUAGACGCUGAUGUCUUCCUUAGCAAGCCACUUCCGUCCCAAGAUGAUGUAGGAUCGUCUUUAGGUGCUAGAGUCGGCGGGAACAGCGAGGAAGUGUCAAGACGGAACGGAACUCAGCAAACGCAGCAGAGUGGCAUUUCCACCAAUCACAGAGAGGAGCCCCCGUCACCCUCCGGUCACCAGCCCUCCAGACUAUUGUCCAGAUUUUAUGACGACCUGAGAAAAAAGAACCCAGCGCUGUUUGAAAAGCAUGACAGAUCAUCAAUAGGGGAAAGUCCAGUAUCACCAAGGUCGGAGGUCACAUCCCCAAGGUCAGAGUUGAAUCAUGGGACUGAAACAGACAGUAGGGGGAGGAGGAGAGCGGGAUCGCUCGCUCGGUCCGACAGUGGGCACAGCGUCGCGGAGAGCUACUCCAGUCGGGGGAGCGACGAGAGCCGCAUGUCGUUGAAGGAACGACUGGAAAAGAACAAGCAGAACAUGCAGGAAUUGCUGUCCAGGCAACCGUUUCCUCCAAAGUGCUUGUCCAGAAGUCGCGAGAACCUGAUGGCGAGUAGAGGAAGAUCUGAGUCGGACCCUUUUUCAGAACGGAGGGAACUAACGUCAACUCCGGAAUUGAGAACUGCAGGAAAUUCUCUCUCGCCAAGACAGACUCCGAGUCCGAACCAAAGACCCUCCCACGGUGUGAGACAGAGUGCAAGCUCCAGCGACUUGCCAGCCAGAGGAUAUCACUUGCCACAGACACAGGUGCCAGCGGCAGACUUGCAGCAGCUAAGACUAGCCCGGACCAGGAGUCCUGACUCCCACCAUGACAGUGCAGUAGACAUGGACUCUGUCUCUCUACAGUCAGGACAAGGUCCAACUGAACAGUCGUCAGAGGGACUGUCCAAUGGGUCGGAACCGUACCAUUAUCACAGAGGUUAUCACACUGCAGACAGCGAUGCAGACUCCGGUAUCUCCCGUCCACACCGCCCAGCAGUUCAGAGGAGUACUGCAGCGUCCUCACCAGAUGAUUCUGAUCCGUCCACAAGGCACAGAGGCAAUCAGAGGGUUCGAGAGCGUCCACUCUCAGCCAAUCACAGAGAGGCACUACGGCUGCUACAGCAAGCACGGUCAAAGGCAACGCCACUGAAAGCUGACCACUCAAUCCGUCCUGUUGUAACCAGUCCCAAAGACAGUCCACAUGGCAUUGAUAGCUACUUACAACAGGGUGCUCGUCCCAAGAAUGGUAUUCUACAAAACGGGAACAGCGGCCAUCUUGGCAAAUCUGGUCACGGCAGCGACCGUGAAAACUAUCCGCCUGGAAAUAACCACAGGACUUCCCGUAAGAGCCAGCGGAACGGCGAGACAGCCCGCGUACGAUUCAUGGAUGAUGUGGGAGUGAGUUCUGAUGGAGAUGUUCAGAAUGGAGUUGUGGAGGGACCUUUGGGUGCGCUGGCCACGGAGGGGGACGUACGUGUCACGAAUAGAGAAAACAAGAGGAACAGGAAACGGAACGGUUCCCAUGGCAACCGUUCGCCAAGUCCCUGGUCGGAAAGGAACGGUGCGUUGAUCCAUGAGGAGAUCAUUCAAACAGACAAUUUCAUAUUGCCAGAUACGUACAUCGGUAGUAGCCCCGAAGGUUCAGAACGUCAGGAUACACCGUCUCCAAGAAAACACAAUAGUCAGUCUCCAACAAGUUACAAUUCUCCACCUGAAAGAUAUCAGAAUUCUCCUUCCCCAAGGAAUCACAGCCAUCAAAAUGUUCAAGUUCAGGUGCACUCGUCAAGCCAAUCUGACAGCACAAUGUCCAACGGGAGUCUGUCGUCACACGGGAGAGCCCCGAGACAGUCCAGUAGAACUGACCGAUAUAACCCCUCCUCAAAGCAAAGCCCAGCCAAUCAAAGGCCAGACAAUAAAGGAAUGGAGCGACAUCAAGAAUCCGACCCGCGCCCGCGUAGGAAAUCCCCCGAUGUCAAUGGUACUUACAGAAGUUCUUCAGUUUCUCCUCCAAACAUUGGUAUUGAAGAUGCUUACAGAACGGUUGAUCUUAACAAUGGUAGAAAUAGUAGAAAUUCAAGACAACCGUCAGGACUACAAAGUUUAAGAGAAGGGAGAGCACAAGAUGACAAACUGCUCAGAACAAGUUAUGUUGGGGUCUCACCAGAUUCCUUGAAGACAUCAGAACCAGAGUAUGCCACUGUCGAUAAGACAAGGAAGCAGAGGAGAGGGACGGAACGACCUGAGUCAGCAAAGUCGGCAGGGUCAUCGUCCUCAAGUAACCCCUGUGUUGUGGAAGAGGUGGAUGUUGGGAUAGAAUCUAUUGCUAAACCUAAGGAGAAGAAGAGAGGGAACACAAGGGAUCUGACAGGAUUCCCAGAUGAAGAUCUGCGUUCUUCCCGAUCCUCGCUGUUCGACAGAAUGCAAUCCUUUGGAAAGGCUUCCAAGAAGAAGUUUCACUCCCUGCGGCGAGCGGUCAGCAUGCAGGCUCUUGACCGUCCAAACUCGCCGGCCGAGCCCGAGGCCAAACUGAAAAAGACUCCGUCCCUAAUGUCGUUGAAGAAGACUCCGUCGCUUCGUUCCUUGACCAAUCUGAGCUUCCGGCGAAAGAAGGACAUUGACCGUUCCCGUCAGUACAUGGUGGAAGAUGACUUGCACCGGGACACGAAAGCGAGAACGAGUGACAGGAGAAGGCUCCGACCCAGCAGUGCCAAGAGUGACAGCGUCUCUUCGGGAAGGUAA
Messenger RNA from Branchiostoma floridae (Florida lancelet), 3075 nucleotides. RefSeq names its product serine/arginine repetitive matrix protein 1-like. The transcript has 6 exons. The record is from RefSeq and is a predicted model, not a curated record. NCBI's taxonomy places the organism in Eukaryota, Metazoa, Chordata, Leptocardii, Amphioxiformes, Branchiostomatidae. The coding region runs from base 124 to 3075 and encodes 983 amino acids.